CAUGUUCUUGUGUUGCUGCCACUUAUACAACUUCUACAGACAGACAGUCUGUGCUCAGUCCUGUUCAGAUGCUAUGGCGUCGCAACCUUCCAGAGCCAGAUCGAUUUUUCCCAUGUAUACACUUCCUUCUUCGAAUAGUAGCAAGACGACUACCACCACCACCACGACCACCACCACGAGCAGCGCUCUCUUGCUCGAGGAAUACCCUGCGCCGGCGCUUGAGGGAGGAGACGGGCAAAAUAAUAAGACGAACAGCACCCCCGGGGAACAGGAAGACGGCGGUAUUCUGGACCAGUGUGGCACACUGCCCAUUCCCGGCUACGGCGAGACGCGACUGUUUCCCUUUCUCCUCAUCUGCGUGGGUGCGGUAUUGGUACUUGCGGGGCUGGGCGUGGCGGUUUGCAUAAACUUCGUGUGCGCUGCCGAAGUAGAGGAGGAGGUGGACCAAGUGUGGCAUCUCCCUCCAGAGGGGCACGGCUCUUCGAUUUUAUCCUGUGUGAAAGCUAUGUGUCAACAACGCUGGUCCUCCCACUUUUGCUCUAUUCGUACGACUACUUCAAGUAUAGAGUUUGAUGAUGCAUGGCAUGUAGUGUUGAGAGCGCGUAAGAGUGAUUUUAUGACGCUGGUUCCCGGCGUUCUCCCACUCGUGGGAAGACUAGACAGCAUGCGCAUGCUUUUUACACAGGAUAGUCCUCCAAGAACGCUUCUUACAAUCCCUACGGGUCCAAGACUGGCGCCGGUGCGACCAAUUUUAACAACCGGUCUCAGAACAACUACGCGUUGCAAAGUGAUCAAGUAAUGGGGGGGCACGCAGCUCCCGCACACGGGGGACCGCAGCGGCACCACCCGCCCGGCCACCCAGAAACAGCGCACAAGCUGAGUCCUUCCCACGCCCACCCGCACGCCAAGCGGGCCACGGCACACCACGGCAGGUCCACGUCUGCCCGGGCCACCGGGGCUACCCGGCAGGACACAGCGAACACCUUCGCCACACUUUCGUGGAAGGCUACGCCGGGCGGAGCUAGUACUGGAAAGGAAGGUAGCGCACCGGAGGGGAAAGGCACGGGGAAGCACGGAAAGAGAAAACACAAGGGUCUAUUAAACUGAAAAGUGCAACUACCCCGCAUUGAGACGAAGAAGCGCACUGCAAAUCAGCACGGAGCACACGGAAAGAAGGUUUUUGUCUUGAUGCAUGCCAUAGAUAAAGGGUGAAAAACGACGAUCGGUCCGAAUUUGGAUGACUGUGAAUCAGCAAGCAACCUCCUGUGCAGCUUCAAUGAAGCACAAACAGCUUCUGUACGGUGUCUGUGUGCAGUAAGCUGCAAUACAGAAGGUUUUCGUGACUUGUUUUGCGUUGGAACUUAGUUGUUCGUGUCGCGGAUUUUUAUACAUGAGAAAUGCUUUCUCACUCGGGGGCGGGGGCGCUUUUCAAUAUGAUAGGACGGCGCAGCAGCUGCGGGGACGCAUCAUCACCACCAUCGUGCAGGAGGGGGGUCCAAAAAGGCUUCAACCGUGUCACAAUGACCAAGAUAUAGAUGUCUUUUUUUGCGGAACUCGCAAUCAUGCCAGUGUUUCGUUUAGUAAGUAAUUUAUCCAAUCAUACAGAUAAACUGCAGCAGCUUUGUUGUCAAACACAAGCGAAGUUGAUGUAGUUUAUCUCUCCUUGUUACGCACUUGUGGCCUCAACCCUUUUCUGUUUUGGAGGUGGGAAGCAUGCGAGAACAAAUAUCAAAAAAUCUAUAUUUGAUUUGCCGUGAGUAAAACGAAGCAUGC
Molecule: messenger RNA, 1773 nt
Organism: Amoebophrya sp. A120
Lineage: Eukaryota; Dinophyceae; Syndiniales; Amoebophryaceae
Source: the annotation of a GenBank genome assembly